AUGCUGGCCCUGAAUAACUCGGACGUGGUGUUCGAGCUGGAGGGUCUGAACUCCACGCCGGCGCUGCGCCACGUCUUCUUCUCGCUGGCGCUCACCUCCUACCUGCUGACGGUGGCGGUCAACCUGAUGCUGGUGGUCACCGUCUGCCUCCACCCGGCGCUCCACCAGCCCAUCUACAUCUUCGUGUGCAACCUGUGUGUGAACGGGAUCUGCGGCGCUUCCUGCUUCUACCCCAAGAUGAUGCACGACCUGCGGACGCGCGUGCACGCCAUCACGUACGGCGGCUGCCUGGGCCAGAUGUUCGUCAUCUACACCUACGUCUUCUGCGAGUUCACCAGCCUGACCGUCAUGGCGUACGACCGCUACGUGGCCAUCUGCCGGCCGCUGCGGUACCGCGUGCUGAUGACGGCGCGCCGCGUGGCCACGCUGCUGCUGCUCACCUGGGCCUUCUCCAUGCUGGAGGCGGCGGCGGGCAUCACGCUGACCGCCAUGCUGCCCGUCUGCGGCCGCCGCGUCCGCAACAUGUUCUGCACCAACUGGGAGGUGGUGAAGCUGUCGUGCUCCGACACCACCGCCAACAACAUCUACGGCUUGGCGCUGACCGUCUCCCACGUGCUGCAGACGGCGCUCAUCCUGGUGUCCUACGGCCACCUGGUGCGCGCCGCCGUGCGCUCGCGCGCCGACCGCCGCAAGUUCGUUCAGACGUGCCUGCCGCACCUGGUCACGCUGCUGGUCUUCACCGGCUCGCUGGUCUUCGAGGUCAUGUACGCGCGCUACGGCGGUGCCGGCGCGCUGCAGCCGCUGCGCAACGCGCUGGCCGCCGAGUUCCUGGUGGUGCCGCCGCUCGUCAACCCCGCCAUCUACGGUAUGAACCUGCAGCAGAUCAGGAUCCGCAUCCUGAACCGGGUCACCGCCGCCGGGACCCGGGCGUCCGACUGA
Molecule: messenger RNA, 939 nt
Organism: Salarias fasciatus (jewelled blenny)
Lineage: Eukaryota; Metazoa; Chordata; Actinopteri; Blenniiformes; Blenniidae
Product: olfactory receptor 2G6-like
Exons: 1
Coding region: 1-939 (312 amino acids)
Biological process (GO): detection of chemical stimulus involved in sensory perception of smell; G protein-coupled receptor signaling pathway
Cellular component (GO): membrane
Molecular function (GO): G protein-coupled receptor activity; odorant binding; olfactory receptor activity
Source: RefSeq, a predicted model, not a curated record